UAGUUCUCUCUCUCUCUCUCUUAUAUAUCCCCAUCAAGCCAGUUGGAAUAUAUUAAGAAGAAUUUAUAAGCUUUCCUCCAUUGAAUUCAUCCUCCUGUGUUGCAAUGAGGAAGCCAGGAGAUCAUCCAAUGGGGAAGGAAAAGGCAAACAAUUGUAAUAAGAUGAGUAAGCUUAGGAAGGGUUUAUGGUCACCAGAAGAAGAUGAGAAGCUGAUGAACUACAUGCUAAGGAAUGGGCAUGGCUGUUGGAGUGACAUUGCUCGGAAUGCCGGUCUCCAGAGGUGUGGCAAGAGCUGCCGCCUUCGCUGGAUUAAUUACUUGAGACCAGAUCUCAAGCGCGGCGCCUUUUCGCCACAAGAAGAAGAGCUCAUCAUUCAUUUGCAUUCCAUCCUUGGCAACAGGUGGUCUCAAAUUGCGGCACGUCUACCAGGAAGGACAGAUAAUGAAAUAAAGAAUUUCUGGAAUUCUACAAUAAAGAAAAGGCUGAGAUCGAUCAACAGUAAUGCUACUACUUCCACACCCUCACAAAACAAGGGUAGUGAUCAUCUAUUAGAGGGUACUAGAGAUGUGAUGCAAGGUAUAAUGUCCAUGCAUGAACAUGACAUCAUGACCAUGUGCAUGGACUCAUCAUCCUCGUCGUCUUCCUCGUCCAUGCAUGGCCUGGUUGGUCCUUUCGACUACUCUUUCAAUACUCUACUAGACAAUGGGCACGACAUAACCGGUGCAUCGGCUUUACUCAAUGUGUCAACAUGCUUAGCACAAGUUGGUGAGGAGGAUAGGUUUGGUGGAGAUUGUGGGAUUCAUGUAGAACCAGGUUUGAUGGGAUUUGAGAGUGACAACAUUUCUAUUCCUCCAUUAGAGAUUAGGGGUGUUUUAGAGAAUAAUCAUGAUCAUGGAAUGGGACAUUGCACCUUUGAUAAGAAAACCAAUAGCAACCACCACUUCAAUAAUAAUGGUCAUGAAAAUCAGAGCAUCAAAGUAGAAGAGGACUUGUUUGGUUUUGCAAAUCAUUGGGAUGGAGAAAACUUAAGAAUGGGAGAAUGGGAUUGUGAGGGUUUGUUGGAAAAUGCCUUCUCCUUUCCUUAUCUUGAUUUCCAAGUUGAAUAACUGCCUUCCAUCCUUUCCUCUCUCUCUCUCUCUAGAUCUCUCUCUCUCUCUAAUAAGGCUUUUCAAAUCCAUGUCCUAGGAAAUUUUGGAGAAAACAAUUCUUUUGAAUAUUUCCAAACAGCCCUUUAUGCAUUUGGUUUGCUAUAUAUACUUUUCUUCUUGAUAUAUCCACUUAGGAGACCUUUGUUCUUUCAGCCAUGAAAUCCACCAUCUUUUUUCACAAUAUGCAAUAAAUGUGUUACAAAUUGGACAUAUGGGUAGUAGAGAUUUUUUAAAAUGUAUGUAUCUCCUAGUGAGGGCAGAUUGGUUAUUUUGCGGAUUUUUUUUGGAGCUGGUGCAAUAAUCAUUUCCUUUAUGAAGCCAAAUGUGAAUAGUGAAAUGUAGUUUGGUGAUUUGUAGCAUUCAUGUACAAAUGGAAUAAUGAGAUGGUGGAAAUUGUUACUAGUGGGAAUCAUAUAUAUGUGUAAGAACUGGAAAACUAUGGUAGAUUUGUAUUCUAUAUACAUUAAUAAAAAUUAGAAUUUCUUCUU
Messenger RNA from Cornus florida, 1636 nucleotides. RefSeq names its product transcription factor MYB83-like. The coding region runs from base 105 to 1106 and encodes 333 amino acids. Lineage: Eukaryota; Viridiplantae; Streptophyta; Magnoliopsida; Cornales; Cornaceae. The record is from RefSeq and is a predicted model, not a curated record. The transcript is spliced from 2 exons.